UUGGCUGAACGCAGUUGUUGCUGGUGCGUUUUUAUGAAAUUUACUAGCGCUCAUAUAAUUGAGAAUUUGUGCAGUGUAAAAUAAACAACCGUGAAUUUCCUGGCGGGAAGACAGUGUGAGGAACAAGUCCAGGAUGAGUGACCCAGACUUUGAGGAGCAGCUUCGCCAGGAGCAGCUGGAGAAGGAGAAGAAUGACGUGGACCGAGGGACAUACACGGAUCAGGAUGGAACCGUGAUGGAGUGGGAUGCACAGAAGAAGGCAUGGUUUCCCAAGAUUGAUGCUGACUUCAUUGCCCAGUAUCAACUGAAUUAUGGGGGACCACCCACUGAGAAUGCAGAGGAUGGAAAGAAGGAUGAUGAUGGGAAGACAGAAGAAGAAAAGAGGAAGGAAUAUGAGAAAUAUUGUCAGGACUACCAUAAUUACUACUCCCACUAUUACAACCAACAAAGUGGGGAGAACGGCAACGAUGGUGAGGAGCGAAAAGAAGGGGGAUCAAGUGAUGGCCAAGGGGGAGACAACACUUCCAAGGGAGAGAACUCUAAGGAUCCAACCAAUCACUAUGAUGACUAUUUUGAAUAUUAUAAGUAUUACUAUGGAGAAGAUUAUGACCAGGGAGAGAGUGGAGAAGGAGAGAAGGAAGACGAAAAAGGGGAAGAAAAGAAGGAAUCAGAGACAGAAAAACAAAAGGCAGGAGAGAAGAGAAAAGAAGGCUGGUUUGAGCAUGACAGUGAGAGGAGUGCACAUGUGUACGUAUCCAACCUGCCGCUGGACAUCACGGACGAGGAGUACAAGGAACUGAUGAGCAAGUGUGGACUCAUCAUGCACGACCCCAUCACCAGGAAACCCAAGCUGAAGCUGUACCGGGAUCAGAACAAGGACCCAAAGGGGGAUGGGCUCUGCUGCUACAUCAAGCAAGAGUCCGUUCAGCUUGCCCUAAACAUCCUGGACGGGUCUGACGUCCGAGGUCAUAAGAUAUCAGUGGAGAGGGCCCAGUUUCAGAUGAAGGGACAAUAUGACCCAUCCAAGAAGAGGAGGAAGCUCACCAAUAAAGACAAACGAAAAAUGAAAGAAAAGCAGGAAAAGUUGUUUGACUGGACACCUCAGCAAGAAGAGGGGAGGUUGAAGUGUGAAAAGACUGUCAUCCUGAAAAAUAUGUUUGAUCCUAAAGAGUUUGAGGAAAAUCCCAUGGUGAUUAAUGAACUGCGGGAUGAUGUCAGGACAGAGGUUGCCAAGUUCGGGGAGGUCAAGAAAGUCACCGUGUACGAUCGAAACACUGACGGAGUGAUCACUGUGAGGUACAAGGAGGCAGAGGAGGCAGAUAAGUGUAUCGCUGGACUAAAUGGCCGCUGGUUUGCCCAGCAAAGAAUCAUUGCAAGUGCCUGGGAUGGAGUCACAAAGUAUGAAGUCGAGGAAACGGAAGAAGAAAGGAUUGCAAGAAUAAAAAAGUGGGAAGGUUUCUUAGAGAAAGGUUCUUCUGCCAGCUCUUCCGGGGCUUCUUCCUCAGUCACAUCAGAUUCUGCAGCUGCAUCAGCAGUUGCCAUGGAUACAUCACCAGUCUCUGCUGUGACAUCAUCAGUUCCUGCCGUUACAUCAUCAGUUCCUGCUGCAACAUCACCAGUUUCUGCUGUCCCAACAUCAGAAUCUGUGGAAAAGUCUGAGUCUGUAGCAGAGACCACUACUGAAGACAGUGAGGAGAAUGUUGAGGAUGCAGGGGGUGAGGGAAACAUUGAGGGUGGGGGCAAUAAGAAGGAAAAGGAGGAGGUUAAGGAGGCAAAGAAGGAUGAAGGAGAAAUAAAGGAGACAGAAUGCGACACUGUGAAGACCAGUAGCUGAUAGAUACUGGAGGACUUCUGGAAUGAAAAUUAUGAUCUACGGUACUAAAUGGAAUGAUAAAUCUGAACAUAUUGUUAUGUUUGACUUGUUACAGUGUACAAACUAUGAUAUUUGCCACUGGUAAAUAGGAUGUAUUUUUAGGUAAACCACAAUCUCCCAGGCAGUUGUUGUGGCGACUCCUCACCUGUGUGGGCUAUAUUUGUGAAUGGUUAUCCUUGAGGAACUGAGGAACAGUCCAACAUUAGACUUGGAGAAAUCACAUAAUCAGCCAUAACAGCAAUUUCAAUUGAUUUAAAAUUAUGAAUACUUAACAAUGACUACUAGUCCAACAAAUGCUUUCCUAGGCUGUUGUCCAUUAGCCUAGAAUCACUUAAUUGCCAUUACUUUCCAGAUGUAAAAUUCAGGGGUGGAAAUAACUUUAAAAUUGCUAGUGUACUCCGGAACAGUGGCACAUGUAAAAUCACUUGCCCUGAUAAUUUUUCCA
Molecule: messenger RNA, 2318 nt
Organism: Haliotis rubra (blacklip abalone)
Lineage: Eukaryota; Metazoa; Mollusca; Gastropoda; Lepetellida; Haliotidae
Product: HIV Tat-specific factor 1-like
Exons: 8
Coding region: 134-1834 (566 amino acids)
Biological process (GO): mRNA splicing, via spliceosome
Cellular component (GO): U2-type spliceosomal complex; U2 snRNP
Molecular function (GO): RNA binding
Source: RefSeq, a predicted model, not a curated record